AUGCCUUCAAUUAAGCUGCAGAGUUCUGAUGGAGAGAUAUUCGAAGUUGAUGUUGAAAUUGCAAAACAGUCUGUGACCAUCAAGACUAUGUUGGAAGAUUUAGGAAUGGAUGAUGAAGGAGAUGAUGAUCCAGUCCCCUUGCCAAAUGUUAAUGCAGCAAUAUUGAAAAAGGUCAUUCAGUGGUGCACUCACCACAAGGAUGAUCCUUCUCCUCCCGAGGAUGAUGAGAACAAAGAAAAACGAACAGAUGAUAUACCUGUUUGGGAUCAAGAAUUUCUGAAAGUUGACCAAGGGACACUCUUUGAGCUUAUAUUGGUACCCAAAGAGAACCAGUGGUGUGAGGAGAAGUGA
Molecule: messenger RNA, 351 nt
Organism: Rangifer tarandus platyrhynchus (Svalbard reindeer)
Lineage: Eukaryota; Metazoa; Chordata; Mammalia; Artiodactyla; Cervidae
Source: the annotation of a GenBank genome assembly